Ambispora leptoticha is the source of this 541-nucleotide messenger RNA. Lineage: Eukaryota; Fungi; Glomeromycota; Glomeromycetes; Archaeosporales; Ambisporaceae. The record is from the annotation of a GenBank genome assembly.
GCCAUCCUUUAAGCCUAUCAUCUAUCACGACAUUGAUGCAGAAAUUGAUGGAGCCCAUGAGAAUGCACUAGUGAAGCGUUCUUAUCUCCUUUGGAAACUUUAUGCUAUUACUCUGGUUGCAAACCUUGUGGCUGUAAUCGGUUUGGCAACGACUGGAAUAUGGGGAUCAAUGAUCGUUGCGAUUCUUCUUUCGAUUCUUUAUCUUUUGAUAUUGCCAGUAAUCGACUUUGUCGGACGUCACUGGAAUUUAUAUCGUGGAAUUAGAUCAGAAUCCCCAACGUUAAUACGCUUUUUCUUUCUAGCACAAGCGUUAUUCAUCUUCUUUGAUAUCUUCAUCGGAAUCGGAGUGUUCGCUGGUGGUGGUGGUGGUCUAAUCGCUAUGUCCGAAUGUUUCAAACACUCGAAAUAUGUUGCCGGUGUGUUGAGUGCUAUUUGUGUUGCGCUUGUGUUCUCACUGGCUGGACUUAACAUUACGCUGUUUAUUUCUGUCUACAAGAUGUUCAAAAAUAAGGGAUGGUCCUUGUUUCCUGGCAAGAGCUAA